UAUAUUAAUUCUUAGUUUAAAACUUUACUUUGCUUUUCCUUUUAAGUAACGAUAUAAAAAGCAGUAGUAAUAAACAAAAUGAUUUAUAUUAACACCAAAAACUUACAAAUAUAGCACACUUGCCAUAUUACAAGAAUGUCAAAUAUGAAAGCAACUUAUGUGGUAGUAGGCGGAGGCAUUGCUGGAGUAACCUGUGUUGAUACCUUAGCCAUACUGCAUCCAGAGGAAAGUGUUCUUUUAAUCACUGCAUCUUCAUUAGUUAAAAAUGUAAGCAAUGUAAGUUUUUUUGCCAAAACCAUAGUAAAAUUUGAUGUCCAUGAAACGGAGGCAAGUUCUUUAAAGAGGAUACACCCAAACCUUACUAUUGUUUAUGAUUCUUUAACACACAUUGAUACAGUUAAUAAAGUGGUUACUACUGAUGGAGGCAUAUUGUUGGAAUAUAACGUGCUAUGCAUUUGUACUGGUGGCAUACCAAAACUUAUUUCAGACUCAAAUAAUAGUAAAAGAAUCCUUGGUAUUAGAGACACAGAGUCUGUACACGAAUUUCAGAGUAAACUUAAAUCAGGCCGCAGGAUGCUUAUAGUUGGAAAUGGUGGUAUUGCAUCGGAAAUUGUUCAUGCCACAAGAGGAAUACAAAAGGUUUGGGUUAUAAGAGAUGAUUAUAUAUCAGCAACAUUUAUAGAUCCUGGUGCAGCAGAGUUCUUUCAAGACACAUUUAAAAAUAAAUCUGCAGAAGAAACUUCUGCAAGCGCUGUACUAAGAAGACAUAUAUUUACGGAGGAAGAUACUCUAGUGAGCCUGAAUAAAGAUUUAAAAUCUGCAGCAUUAGGCCCUGACUGGUAUCGUAAACUGGAAAGCAUAAGAAAUGAAACUGGUGAACAAGAACUUCAAAUUAUAUACAAAGUUGAAGUAGUCUCUGUUAUGGAAAGAGAUGGAGAGUAUCCAUUGGAAGUAGAACUUACUAAUGGACAGAAAAUUCAAUGUGAUUUUGUAAUAUCAGCAACUGGAGUGAUACCAGCCAAUAAUUUUACUUGGGAUUGUAAGCCAGGAAUAGGUUUAGAUGGAGGGCUUUCAGUUAAUGAAUUCCAGGAGACAACAAUAAAAGAUGUUUAUGCUGCUGGUGAUGUAGCUCAUGCGGCUUGGAAUCCUGGUGCUCAUUGGUUUCAACUAAGACUGUGGACUCAAGCGCGACAAAUGGCCAGCAUGGCUGCAAAAGCCAUGCAUGCAAGAAUCACUAAUGAAAAAAUUUUACAAGACUUUUGUUUUGAAUUAUUCACUCACUGCACUACUCUUUUUGGGUAUAGAAUAGUUUUAUUAGGAAAAUAUAAUGGUCAGGGUUUGGGGAACAAUUAUGAAAUUCUUUUAAGGACUACACCUCGUCUCGAGUAUAUAAAAUUUGUGAUACAGAAUGGUAGAUUACAAGGUGCAAUACUAAUUGGUGAGACUGAUUUAGAAGAAAUGUGUGAAAAUCUUAUCCUUGAUCAAAUUGAUUUGACACCAUUUGGUGAUGAUAUAUUAAAUCCUGAUAUUGAUAUUGAUGAUUAUUUUGAUUAGUAUUUAUAAAAUAUAUAGUAUUAGAAAUUUUAUUUUUUUUAUUUUCACUUUUAUAUAAGUUUGUGAGUAUUAUUAUGUUAAUACUCACAAUUUGUGAUAAAUUAGGUUUAGUGAUUCUAAUUUGUAGAUAUAGUUACUCAAAAGAAAGAAAUGUA
This is a messenger RNA of Achroia grisella, 1709 nucleotides long. It is a transcript of the gene Pyroxd1, whose product is annotated as pyridine nucleotide-disulfide oxidoreductase domain-containing protein 1. NCBI's taxonomy places the organism in Eukaryota, Metazoa, Arthropoda, Insecta, Lepidoptera, Pyralidae. Gene Ontology annotation, molecular function: oxidoreductase activity; flavin adenine dinucleotide binding. The record is from RefSeq and is a predicted model, not a curated record. The transcript has a single exon. Bases 136 to 1554 code for a protein of 472 amino acids.